Opisthorchis viverrini is the source of this 360-nucleotide messenger RNA. RefSeq lists its product as hypothetical. The transcript has a single exon. The coding region runs from base 1 to 360 and encodes 119 amino acids. NCBI's taxonomy places the organism in Eukaryota, Metazoa, Platyhelminthes, Trematoda, Opisthorchiida, Opisthorchiidae. The record is from RefSeq and is a predicted model, not a curated record.
AUGCAAAAACGUUCGUGGAAGAGUCAGUUGAGGUAUGUACAUGAAGAAAAGGGGGAAUCAGUUCAUCAGAGAUUGUUCGUUGAAGACAAGCACCAGGAGACAAAUGUUCGGAUGCUGUUCAUAUGGUACCGGAUCGAAGAGUCAUAUCAAAUGGGAUUCGUCUUUUCCGCUGUGUCUCAACAGCCGUUUCGUGCAUUAGCAGUAGUGGCGGUGACAGUGGCACGAACAAAGCGAAGCGGGCGCGACCAACUUACAAACGCCGAAGGAGAUGCUUGUGCAACGAGUUUGGAUGAUCACAUCAAGACAGUGGAACCGACCGCCUCAAGGGGGACUAGCGAGUACAAACAAGGAGACGAUUGA